CAGACACGAGGUCAACCUAUCACAGUGUGGAAAGUAGCUAACGCCUCCUGAACCAUAGUAAAUUUUCUGGCUGGAUUCUGGUGUUGGAGAGUCCUGCCUGCUCGGCGCUCGUCUUUUUGCGCCUGGCUCCUAUCUUCUUCCCUCCCCCGGAGUUCGAUUCGCUCGGCUCCCGGUUUCUCCCUCGGUUGCGGGCGAGAGCGCUGGUAAACAUGGCGUCGGAAGGGAUGAUUUUAACAAACCACGAUCACCAAAUACGAGUCGGAGUUCUGACGGUGAGCGACAGCUGCUUCAGGAAUCUCGCGGAGGACCGCAGCGGAAUCAACCUCAAAGACCUUGUGCACGACCCCUCCCUGCUGGGGGGAACUGUCUCUGCUUACAAAAUCGUCCCUGACGAGAUCGAUGAGAUCAAGGAGACGCUGGUGGACUGGUGUGAUGAGAAGGAGCUCAACCUCAUCCUGACCACCGGGGGCACCGGUUUCGCCCCCCGUGAUGUCACGCCCGAGGCCACGCGGGAGGUGAUCGAGCGCGAGGCUCCAGGGAUGGCGCUGGCCAUGCUGAUGGGCUCGCUCAACGUCACCCCGCUGGGCAUGCUGUCCAGGCCUGUGUGUGGGAUCCGGGGGAAAACUCUCAUCAUUAACCUUCCUGGCAGCAAGAAGGGCUCGCAGGAAUGCUUUCAGUUCAUCCUGCCCGCCCUGCCCCACGCCAUUGACCUGCUCCGGGACGCGGUGGUGAAGGUGAAGGAGGUGCAUGAUGAGCUGGAGGACCUGCCCUCGCCGCCCCCGCCCCUCUCCCCGCCCCCCGCCUCCGGCCCGCGCAAGCAGACCGAGGACAAGGGCGUCCAGUGCGAGGAGGAGGACGAGGAGAAGAAGGACAGCGGGGUGGCCUCCACCGAGGACAGCGCCUCCUCCCACAUCACCGCGGCCGCCAUCGCCGCCAAGAAGGGGAAGUCGCACCCCAACCACGCUGUUGUCAUGGCGAAAAACGGGCAGUCCAUCCCCGGUCUCAUCCCCUCCUCCUGUCAGUCCUCCUGCGGCGGACACCUGCUGAUCCCAGACUCCAUCAUCUCUCGGGGUGUCCAGGUUCUCCCGCGGGACACGGCGUCUCUCAGCACCACUCCCUCCGAGUCUCCCCGAGCCCAGGCCACCUCCCGCCUGUCCACUGCCUCCUGCCCCACCCCCAAAGCGCGGCUCCCCUCCUGCUCAUCCACCUAUAGUGUUUCCGAGGCCUCACGGAGAGAGUUCAGGGCUCACCUGGAUGAGGUCAUCACACUCAAGUCAAGGUACUCUACCUUGGACCAGCUCCACUAUAGGUUGGAGGGGCUUAAAGAUGAUCGCAGGACGAAUAGGACCUUCGACUCGCGAGUGCAGUCGCGGUGCAGCAGCAAAGAGAACAUCUUGAGACCCAGUCACAGCGCGGUGGACAUCACCAAGGUGGCACGGAGGCACCGCAUGUCUCCCUUUCCCCUGACCUCCAUGGACAAGGCCUUCAUCACCGUUCUGGAGAUGACCCCUGUCCUGGGCACUGAGAUCAUCAACUACAGAGGAACAAAGACAGAGAAGAGAAUCGGUGCCAAUGCCUCACUCGUGCACUGGCAUCACACAGACGGGAUGGGUCGAGUCCUGGCUCAGGACGUCUAUGCCAAAGACAACCUGCCCCCAUUCCCUGCCUCCGUCAAGGAUGGGUACGCCGUCAGAGCUGCCGACGGCCCAGGGGAUAGAUUCAUCAUCGGGGAGUCCCAGGCCGGAGAGCAGCCGACCCACACAGUGAUGCCGGGUCAGGUGAUGCGUGUGACGACCGGAGCCCCCAUCCCCUGCGGAGCCGACGCCGUCGUGCAGGUGGAGGACACCGAGCUCCUGCGCGAGUCGGAGGACGGCACGGAGGAGCUGGAGGUGCGGAUCCUUGUGCAGGCGCGUCCGGGUCAGGACAUCAGGCCCAUCGGACAUGACAUCAAACGUGGCGAGUGUGUUCUGGCCAAGGGCACCCACAUGGGCCCCUCUGAGAUCGGGCUGCUGGCUACGGUGGGGGUGACCGAGGUGGAGGUGCAGAAGUUCCCCGUGGUGGCUGUGAUGUCCACCGGCAACGAGCUGCUGAACCCGGAGGACGACCUGCACCCAGGGAAGAUUCGGGACAGCAACCGCUCCACACUGCUGGCCACCAUCCAGGAGCACGGCUACCCCACCAUCAACCUGGGGAUCGUCGGCGACAACCCUGACGACCUCCUCAACGCCCUGAACGAGGGCAUCAGCCGCGCUGACGUCAUCAUCACCUCGGGCGGCGUGUCCAUGGGGGAGAAGGACUACCUGAAACAGGUGCUGGACAUCGACCUCCAUGCCCAGAUCCACUUUGGAAGGGUGUUCAUGAAACCUGGACUCCCCACAACGUUUGCGACCUUAGACAUCGAUGGUGCUCGCAAGCUCAUUUUUGCCCUGCCAGGUAGAAACCCGCCACGAUGUCUCCGUCUCCCAGGUAACCCGGUGUCGGCCGUCGUCACCUGUAACCUCUUCGUCAUCCCCGCCCUGAGGAAGAUGCAGGGGAUCCUGGACCCUCGUCCCACCAUCAUCAAAGCCAGGCUUUCGUGCGAUGUGAAGCUGGACCCGCGCCCGGAGUACCACCGCUGCAUCCUGACCUGGCACCACCAGGAGCCGCUGCCCUGGGCCCAGAGCACGGGGAACCAGAUGAGCAGUCGGUUGAUGAGCAUGCGCAGUGCCAACGGUCUCCUGAUGCUACCUCCCAAAACAGAGCAAUACGUGGAGCUGCACAAGGGCGAGGUCGUGGACGUCAUGGUCAUCGGCCGACUAUGAUGUCAUCUUAACGGGACGGACGGAGAGAAGGACGGAUGGAGGGAGAAGAGAGGAGUGGUUUCCGGUGCAUGUCCACAUAUCAUUACUAUUCUGUAAUAUGCAACGGCACAGCUAGUUUUUAUUGAUUUGGAUAAAGUUGAUCGAGUAUAAUCAACAUGUUUAAUUAAAAAAAAAUAAGUUAAACGGGGGGGGAAAAGAAUUUAAAAGGAUAAUUGUAUUUCAAACAAAGAAAAUAUAAUAACUUUUAAAGUAAAGAAAAUGAAAUAUAAAAUAUAAGAGAUUUAUUCUGUAAUAUACUAUUAUAAUUAUUAUUAUUAUGAUUAUUAUGAUUAUCAUCAUAUUAACGCAACUUUGUUCUGUUUCAUUGCAAUUGCUUUGUGUGUUCAAUGCUGAACCUUAUAGAUAGCUGUAGCAUUUAAUAGAAAGCUGUAGGUGCCUGCCAGGAAAAAAAAACUAAACAAAUGAAAGCCUAUUUUCACAUCUUAAAAAAUAAAAGAAUAAAAGACUGAAAUGGAAGAAAACUGAAGAAAAUAGAUUAAAUGAUGGCAAGAAAAAAUUCUAUGGUGCUCUGGCAGACGAAGGUGCUUUCUGGUUCCUGCUUCCUUUAGAUGCGUUUAGGUGACACUGCUAUAUCUCCCUUAUUAGUAUGCUUCAUAAUCGCUUCACAAUGAGCUUUUGCUUGUCGUUUCUCUCGUGAGUCGUGUUUAUGUGCGCAGUGCCAAAAGAGUGGGCAGGGAGGUCAAAGGCUGCCGGGUCUCUGCCUACACGCCACACUACCCAGACCCGGAAGCUUCCUUGUAAGUCACCUGACCCAGUUUGGCUCCGCCUACUCAAGGGGGUGGUAUAACUGGGGGAAUCAACAGUCUUUUAUCUGACUAACUUUGAAUGGAAGAAACAGCUCCUUUCUGUGCUGACAGCCUUUUUAACCAACUACACAAAAUGUAUAGAAAAAAAGAAAAAAGAAUGAUAUUGUACAGAUAUAAUUGACCAGCACUCUUGAGGAAAUUACUAAGCAAUGAUGAGAAUAUUUAACAACUCUGUACUAUAACAUUUUCUGUAAUGAUAUUGAAACAAUGGGAAAAAAGACAUUUAAAUCCUUGAUCAUUAUGUAAAAAAAGAACAAUAAAAAAUAUUCCUUGUUGGGUUUCUUUUUUAAAUGAA
This is a messenger RNA of Conger conger (European conger), 3962 nucleotides long. RefSeq names its product gephyrin. Gene Ontology annotation, molecular function: molybdopterin molybdotransferase activity. The transcript has 27 exons. The record is from RefSeq and is a predicted model, not a curated record. Gene Ontology annotation, biological process: gamma-aminobutyric acid receptor clustering; Mo-molybdopterin cofactor biosynthetic process; postsynaptic neurotransmitter receptor diffusion trapping. Lineage: Eukaryota; Metazoa; Chordata; Actinopteri; Anguilliformes; Congridae. Gene Ontology annotation, cellular component: cytoplasm; cytosol; postsynaptic specialization. The coding region runs from base 210 to 2801 and encodes 863 amino acids.